Molecule: messenger RNA, 411 nt
Organism: Malassezia sympodialis ATCC 42132
Lineage: Eukaryota; Fungi; Basidiomycota; Malasseziomycetes; Malasseziales; Malasseziaceae
Gene: HTZ1
Product: histone H2AZ
Cellular component (GO): nucleosome
Molecular function (GO): protein heterodimerization activity; structural constituent of chromatin; DNA binding
Source: RefSeq, a predicted model, not a curated record
AUGGCGGCAGGCACUGGCGGCAAGACAGGCCCGACGACGGGCCAAAAGACAGAAUCGCGGAAGCCCGUGUCGCAGUCGGUGCGUGCGGGCCUGCAGUUCCCCGUUGGACGUAUCCACCGUCACCUGAAGAACAAGUCGCAGAACAACAUUCGUGUGGGCGCCAAGGCCGCCGUGUACACGAGUGCGAUCCUGGAGUACCUCACGGCUGAGGUGCUAGAGCUGGCAGGCAACGCGUCGAAGGACCUGCGUGUGAAGCGUAUCACGCCCCGGCACUUGCAGCUGGCGAUCCGUGGUGACGAGGAAUUGGACUCGCUCAUCCGCGCGACGAUCGCGGGUGGUGGUGUGCUGCCUUACAUUCACAAGUCGCUAAUCAAGACGCCUGGCAAGAAGAAGAACGCGGCAUCCGAGUAA